Messenger RNA from Choloepus didactylus (southern two-toed sloth), 1065 nucleotides. Its product is annotated as olfactory receptor 11H6-like. The transcript has 2 exons. Gene Ontology annotation, cellular component: membrane. Gene Ontology annotation, biological process: G protein-coupled receptor signaling pathway. NCBI's taxonomy places the organism in Eukaryota, Metazoa, Chordata, Mammalia, Pilosa, Megalonychidae. The coding region runs from base 1 to 1065 and encodes 354 amino acids. The record is from RefSeq and is a predicted model, not a curated record. Gene Ontology annotation, molecular function: G protein-coupled receptor activity; olfactory receptor activity.
AUGAAAAAUUCAGGGGGGAAUAAUCUCUCUGACACUGUGAGUGAAUUCAUUCUCCUUGGAUUCCCUUGUACCUGGGAGAUUCAGAUCUUCCUCUUCUCACUCUUCUCUGGGACCUAUGCGCUGACACUCAUUGGAAACCUGUGUGUUAUCUGUGCUGUGAGGUGGAACCACCAUCUCCACACCCCCAUGUACAUCCUGCUGGCCAAUUUUUCCUUCUUGGAGAUCUGGUAUGUCACCUCCACUGUCCCCAACAUGCUAGCCAACUUUCUCUCUGAGACCAAUGCCAUCUCCUUUUCUGGAUGCUUCCUCCAGUUCUACUUCUUCUUCUCCAUGGGCACCACUGAAUCCUUCUUCUUGUCUGCCAUGGCCUUUGACAGAUAUCUAGCGAUCUGCAGGCCCCUGCACUACCCCACCAUCAUGACAGCUCAACUCUGCAUCAGAAUGGGAGCCUGCUGCUGGGUGUGUGGCUUCUCCUGUUUCCUCCUCCCAGUUUACCUUGUCUCCCAGCUUCCUUUUUGUGGCCCCAAUACUAUUGAUCACUUUCUUUGUGACCCAGGACCCCUUUUGAAGUUGUCCUGUGUGCCAGCUCCAGCCACUGACGUUGUCUGUGCCGUCUUUAACUCAAUCCUUAUUUUCUCCAACUUCCUCUUCAUCACUGGCUCUUACACUCUGGUGAUCAGAGCUGUGCUGAGGAUUCCCUCAGCAGAAGGCCAGCAAAAGGCCUUCUCUACUUGUGGCUCCCAUCUGGCUGUGGUGUCCCUGUUCUAUGGCUCCAUAAUGCUUAUGUACGUGAGCCCAACAUCAGACAAUCCAGCUGGGAUCCAGAAAAUUGUGACUUUAUUUUACUCUGUGUUGACUCCACUUUUCAACCCCUUGAUCUACAGUCUCCGGAAUAAGGAGAUGAAGGAGGCCCUGAAAAAGCUGUUUAGACUUUCCACUUUAGAAAAUUUUAUGUUCCUCAGACUUUUCAUGGCCAAUCUCUUCACUAUUGACCUAAGCCCAUCCUCUCAAACAUAUUCUGAGUCUUCAUACAAGUUGUUACUUUCUCUUUCUCUAGAAUCUUGA